UCUGUGUGUCAACGGGAGAAGCAUCUACCCACCCCAAACUUCUGCGAUCGAGAGCGAGGCGCGCGGGAAGGGAGCGUUUAUUUAUGAAAAGCAAAUUCAAAGUAGGGUGGGUGGAGAAAAAGGAGAGGAUGACUAACAAGUCUUUUUUCAAUUCAGCUCCGCCGACAGCCGACGAGGAACUCGUCAUCACCUCUACUUUUGGGACCCUCCUGUCCGUCGUGUACGUUGUCGGGGUGUCCGGGAACGUGUACACGUUAGUGGUGAUGUGUCACUCCAUCCGCUUCGCAACGUCCAUGUACAUCUCCAUCAUCAACCUGGCUCUGGCGGACUUGCUCUACCUGUCCACGAUCCCGUUCGUGGUGUCCACCUACUUCUUGAAGGACUGGUACUUCGGCGACGUUGGCUGCCGCGUCCUGCUCAGCCUCGACCUCCUCACCAUGCAUGCCAGCAUCUUCACCCUCACCGUCAUGUGCUCCGAGCGCUACCUGGCCGUCACGAAACCGCUGGACACGGCGCGCCGCUCCAAGAGUUAUCGCAAGGCUCUGGCGUGGGGCGUGUGGCUCCUCUCCUCGCUCCUCACCGUACCCAUGAUGGUCAUGGUGGCCCAGACCAGCGUCAAAUCGCCGGACGGGAGCGUGAAGAGGAUGUGCGCGCCCACAUGGGCGCCCCUCGCCUACAAAGUCUACGUGACGGUUCUGUUCGGUACCAGCAUCAUGGCACCGGGUCUCAUUAUCGGUUACCUGUAUGUCAAGCUGGCGCGCACCUACUUAGAGUCCCAGCGAAACUCAGUCAUCAGCAAAGGCGGGAAGCGCUCGCCGAAACAAAAGGUUCUCCUCAUGAUCUUCACGAUCGUCUUGGUGUUCUGGGCGUGUUUCCUGCCCUUUUGGAUCUGGCAGCUGCUGCCGCUGUACCACAGCAAGCCGCUGAGCCUGGCCUCCAGGACGCACACCUGCAUCAACUACCUGGUGGCCAGUCUCACCUACAGCAACAGUUGCAUUAACCCGUUCCUCUACACGCUCCUCACCAAGAACUACAGGGAGUACCUGAAGAACAGACACAAGAGCUUCUACAGGUACACGUCAUCGUUUAAGCGGCGGCCGCCCAGCUUGUAUUCGUGCGGCAAGGCCGCGUCCUCCAGCAACCAGUUCGAGUUCACGUCUGAGACGCUCGUCAUGGGGACGUUCAAGUGAUGCGCUGCGGGGGGCCGCUUGGAAAUGAAGUGGAGGAUUUUCAGGAAGU
This is a messenger RNA of Hippocampus comes (tiger tail seahorse), 1239 nucleotides long. RefSeq names its product urotensin-2 receptor. The coding region runs from base 84 to 1190 and encodes 368 amino acids. Gene Ontology annotation, cellular component: plasma membrane. The transcript has 2 exons. Gene Ontology annotation, molecular function: urotensin II receptor activity. Lineage: Eukaryota; Metazoa; Chordata; Actinopteri; Syngnathiformes; Syngnathidae. Gene Ontology annotation, biological process: blood vessel diameter maintenance; neuropeptide signaling pathway; regulation of blood pressure. The record is from RefSeq and is a predicted model, not a curated record.